GGAGCGAUGGGGAAGGCCCAAUGCCAGCGGAUUGGAUGCGACGCGCUCUUCUCUCCCGAUCAAAACGACGAUGAGAACGCUUUCUGCUGCCAUCCCGGCAACUGGAACUGGAUUUUUUCGAGCAGCCGCCCCUGUUUCACGACGGUGGGAAACAAUGGAGCUGCUGCAAACAGCAGAGUCACGAUUUUAGCUUGUUCUUAAGCAUUCCAGGCUGUACGCACGAAAAGCACACAUCAGAGAAACCAAAACCAGCUCCCAAGCCAAGCAAAACUUUACCACAGGGAGACACGUCAGCAACACCAAUUGCUUGAGAUGCAAACAAGGUUUCUACUGUUCAGAUCACGGCUCAAAGAUAUCGCAACUCAACGAUUAAAAACCAGCUGCGAAAGAAGCUUCGCAAUCAUCGGUGCAAGCAGCCCCGGCGGCCCUCCCCAACGUGAUUGACUUGGAUGCAAAGCGGACGUGCAGGAAUAAAGGCUGCGGAAAGGCAUUCACCGAGCGAGAGAACCAUGAAACUGCUUGCAGGAUGAUAGCUGUUUUUCACGACAGGUCGAGAGGAUUUUUUUCUUGCUAGUGGGCCUGCUGUGAUGUUCAUGUCAAGGAGUUUGACGAGUUCCUGGAGAUCUCAGGAAAAUAGCUAAAAAAAUGAAAUGCUCUUGCGGAGGAAUGCUUCGCGAUGGCUCUGACUUGAUAUUGACACUGCGCGUGAAUUGGAACAGGUGUAUACGGCGUAAAACAAGCCGUCGUUUAGUCCACUCUUUGUUGUUUCUUUUGCUCACGUUUUACCAAGUCUCGAUUGUAUUAGGUGGCUUCGGAAAGUGCUGACUUUGAAGUUUCGAUUCGAGGGCUUCUUAAACGGAGAUCGAGCAGCUUGGAUCUGGAUUCAAGAAUGGCUACGGCUUCUGAUAUCGCUUUUCCAGGACUACGUUUCAAUCCUCUGGCAGAACGACGCGGCUACCAGGUUCUAUCAAUCAACAAUCACUUGAGCGCGAGUGCGGGAUCCAGAAUUUCUACGAGAAGGCAACAGGAUUUGGCUCUGAAGCUCUACUCAUCCUUCCCGGCGGAACAAAUCUUUCGCUUCUCCUCCGCAAGGCGCUCCAAUAUCAUCGCCAGAGCGAGUAACGAUCCAGAUGGCCCAGUUUCGAAGUCCUUUUUCUCCUCGAAUAUCUUGGAUGUGUUGGCUUUUCUGAUAAGACUUCCAGCCCUCAUCCUGGGAUUUAUAAAAAAGGAGCAACAGAUUAUGGAAAUAGUGGAAGAAGGACUAGAGAAAGUGGAAGAAGUUAUCGAGGACGAGUCGAUCCCAGAAGACCGAAGAGAAGAACUCAGGGACAAGGUAAAAGGCACAACGGACUCUAUGCGUUCGGACAUCGGCACCGUCAUUGACAGCGCUGCGGAUCCAACCAAGCCGAAGACAAACGCCGGUGGAGAACCCGACGUCAAGGCCGCGGCCGACGCAGCCUCUCGAGCUGCGGAGAAAGCACAGAAGCUCAAAGACGCGGCGACGGAGCUCGAGGAGAAGCACCCAGAGAUUCUAACAGGGAGUACCACUAACGCGAUGAACAAGUCCCACCACUUUCGAGCAAUAUCGCCUUCACGCGGCAGAAGCGCCGUCACGCUCGUGCUAUUGAGUGCCAUGCUUUCGAGUUUGAUAGUCUCAAACUGGCCGGCCAUCCUCAAGCACGUGUUUGACUUCCUGCUCCACCACGGCAUAACAAUUUGAAUAUUCUGACCAAAAUUACAGAUGGUUUCUCUCUGAAGAGAAGUUUACUCCUCUAGAUGACCUACAGCAAGCAAAGUGCUAGGGAAACAAGCUUGCUAGAGAAAUCUAGUUAGUUCUGGCUGGACAGGUAAAUUGUCCUCUCAAGAGGCUGCUAUGCUUCUGCAAGAAAUAAUGUCAAAUGUUAAAUCCUGCAUUAAAAAAAGGAUAUAAUUAUAUGCA
Messenger RNA from Selaginella moellendorffii, 1939 nucleotides. RefSeq lists its product as uncharacterized. Bases 890 to 1720 code for a protein of 276 amino acids. The record is from RefSeq and is a predicted model, not a curated record. NCBI's taxonomy places the organism in Eukaryota, Viridiplantae, Streptophyta, Lycopodiopsida, Selaginellales, Selaginellaceae. The transcript is spliced from 12 exons.